GCCAACACCGAGAGAUCGUUACCUUAGAAAACAUUGAAAAUGGCAGUGAGUUCCAGUGAAGAAGAUGAAUACAUAGACAUGGAAAUCGCUUCAUUUUCUAACUUCUUCAGCAAUCCCAGAAAUUCAAGGGAGUUUGAGUUCCAAAUGUCUUCACUUUCCAUGGAGAGGCAGCCCACAACUUCUCCAGCUGAUCAGCUCUUCUACAAAGGCAAGCUUCUUCCCCUCUUGGAAAUCCCGGGUUUUGAGUCGGUUCGCGACGGCAAAAAUGGCAUUUUCGAAGAAUUCUACGGCACCCCAUUGGCCACUACUACCGUCACCACGCCGACUACGACGAGUACUCCGUUUGAAUCAUGUAAUAUCUCGCCUCGUGAGUCAUGUUCGGUUAGUAGGGAGUUGAAUCCGGUCGAUUACUCGACCGAGAUGGAUGUAAGCCGAUGUGUCGGAGAUGUCGAGAACCCGAAGAAGUCUUGGACCAAAAAGCUUAAGUUGACCUCGAGGCUGAAGGCCUCCAGGUCUUAUCUCAAAGCUUUUUUCGGGAAAUCCGGAUGCUCGAACGAGUCAUCCGCAGUAGUGAAAGAUGGCAAUAAAGCGUCGAUUCCGAUUCCGAAACCGAAACAAAGUCAAUUGGGACUAAUCGAUCAGGAUAAUGGGAGGAAGUUGGCCGAUUAUGGGCACAGGAGGUCAUUUUCGAUGGCGAUCAAACGAUUUUCUUCAACAAACAAGUCCUGGACUUCAUCAUCGUCUUCUUCUUCGUCCACAAAUUCGAACGGUUUCCAGCACCGCAAUUUCUUAGACGGAGCAGCAGUGUGAACGCCGAGAUCGAGAGUCCGAUGCAGGGGGGCAUUGCACAUUGCGAGCGGUCUCAAAUGAGGUCAUAAAGAAGUCUUGGUGAUGGCUUAUAGUCAUUGUCAGUUUCCAAUGUUGCAUUUUCCGAAGGUAGGCCGGACCUUUGGUGGGGCUGAAUAUUAUAACAAUAAUUAAAUGAAAAUUUUAAUCCAUUUUUAUCAAUCUGGGACGGGCAAUGAGACAUCUACUUUCGUAUUAUCUACUCACAGGAAAAUAUAGAGACUUAAGA
Hibiscus syriacus is the source of this 1075-nucleotide messenger RNA. Its product is annotated as probable membrane-associated kinase regulator 4. Gene Ontology annotation, cellular component: plasma membrane. The record is from RefSeq and is a predicted model, not a curated record. The transcript has a single exon. Lineage: Eukaryota; Viridiplantae; Streptophyta; Magnoliopsida; Malvales; Malvaceae. Gene Ontology annotation, molecular function: kinase inhibitor activity. Bases 40 to 810 code for a protein of 256 amino acids.